AUAUAAGCAAUCUAUUCCUCCUCGUUACUUAUGAAGAGUUUUUACUUUCCAGUUAAUUGAAUAUGUCGAAUGGAAUUCUAAAUUUUGUGAUAGGGACGAUCUUGAUAUUCCAUCUAAGUGCAUAUUCUUGGGGCGUGAAGAUAUUAAAACCAGAUACAUGUGACAAGAAACACACCUGGUUCCUCCAUGGCAGGACAUACCAUUACCUGUUUACUGCCAUCUCUGACUCUGGAUUUGUCGGAGCUUCCGAGUCAAAAGCAGGAUUCAAGUACACGUGUAGGUUCAUUGUCGAUGUGCCAAGGAAAUGCGAAGGCUUAUUAAAGAUUGACCAUUGUGAUCUAUAUGAUAGACAGCCUGGUGCAGACGUACUGUACAAUAAGUCUGCAAAAUCUGACUCGUUCAGCAAACAAAUGUCAAAACAUUCGGUUUAUUUCCAAUACCACCUAGGGGAGGUGAAUAGGGAAGGAAUUGUGACGUCAGAGGUGGAGGACCCGGCUAUUCUCAACAUUAAGCGAGCUAUUCUGUCAUCUCUCCAGCUAAAGAUAAUGCCAGUGGACCAAUACGACAAAGAACCCCACCAACAGACUGACAUCUUUGGAGCUUGCCCAACUGACUACAAAGUUUCAGAGUCUGAUCCCGACGUCUUCUACACAGAAAGAAAUCUGAGGCUCUGUGAAAUGCCACAAAUUUAUAGUAGACCAUUGAAUAUUUUCUCAAUGAUCCAAAAGCCAUACGGUGGAUAUAAAAUUGGAAAAGUCUUGGAGGCUGUUUACCCGUUUUCAUCUACUGUUAAAUGUAAGCAUGAAGUUAAUAGAAGACAUCAACCGAAAAUGGUAAACUGUCUCCAGCAGCAAAUAUUUGAACCCACCGCCUACAAUGGAUCAGUGUAUGCUUCUUACAUGACCAACAUCAGCCAGUCACUGGAGCUGAAAGAAGUCGUCAAACUUAAUACUAGUUCUGUGAAUAGGAGAAUCCGUGGUAAAAAGUAUGUAGAUAUUUUGUUUGAGUUUGAGACUAAGAACCAAGCAGAGACAACUACAGAGAACAUUGACAAUGUGUUACACCAGCUUGUGGGUGGGAUGAAAAAUGAUAACAUGGAGAAUGUACCAGGUCUCUACCAUCAACUAGUUUAUACCAUGAAAAAUUCCAACAGUAAAACUUUGUUAGGUAUUAUGAAAGAUAUCUUGAAUUGCCAUGGCAACAACACUGUCAACUGUGAUUCCGUUUACCAGUACGCAGAGAAGGAUUAUUUUUUGGACGGACUGUUGUCCUGUGGAACACAUGAUUGUUUGGAGGUGUUCGCUGAUUGUUUAAAGAACGGACAAGUUUAUGAUCCAAUUAUAAGCUCACUGUUCUCAUACGAUCUCGCCAUCAACCAUAAACCCUCUCCAGAAAUCCUCUCUGUUUUAUUUGAUGUGUGCAAGAACAGUAGCAAGUUCGAGCAUUGGUUACCGUUAAGUAUCAUGGUUCAGAGGUUCUUGCAAGGGACUCAUACCCCG
Magallana angulata is the source of this 1499-nucleotide messenger RNA. RefSeq lists its product as uncharacterized. The record is from RefSeq and is a predicted model, not a curated record. Gene Ontology annotation, molecular function: lipid carrier activity. The annotation marks the transcript as partial. The transcript has 10 exons. Gene Ontology annotation, biological process: lipid transport. NCBI's taxonomy places the organism in Eukaryota, Metazoa, Mollusca, Bivalvia, Ostreida, Ostreidae.